CCAAAUUUCAAGAGUUUUCGAGUAUGUUAAAGGUCCCAUAUGGUCAAAACUGAAAUUUUGUGGCUUUUUUCAUGAUAACUGAGGUCUAGGGGCUAUGUAAGUACCAUAUAAGUUUCAAAAUAGUCAUUUAAGGUUCAAAUGUGCAUGGCCUGCUUGAAGUUGCUGUGAGUUAAAACGUCUCGUUUGUACUUCCGUAAAAUUGCUACGUCACCGAGUCACAGUCGCCGCCUUCAGUCUCCACCCCGAACACAGUCCACCGCCCCACCCCCUUUCUGUCAAAGAAACACCCAAGAGAGAAGAACAAACCGUAGAGUAAGGCGAGGAGGAAUAUCGCACCAUGUCAAGAAAACGCUGUUCAAUCGAGGGAUGUUUUGCAAACAAAUCAUUGCACAAGCUUCCGAAAAACGUGAAUAUACGAGACCAGUGGCUAAUGUUCAUUUUUUCGGAAAUUCCGCAAAACUUCAGUUCAACAAUAUCCGUCUGUUCCAAACAUUUCUCAAGUGACUGCUUCGUCAAUCUGGCCCAGUUUAAUGCGGGUUUCUGCAAGACUCUCCUGAUCAAAGCUGAUGCAGUCCCUACUUUGUUGGGUCCGACUUCAAAUCCACAACCCGUAAGUAAACUUUAUACACAUUUUAAAUUAUAUUAUGUAGCAGAGAAAAACGAAAUUCUAUAUAAGAAACAAUUAUGCAACCCUAACGUGAUGCUAACGUGAUGCUAACGCGAUGCUUCGUAAUUUUACAGUCUAUGGUAGCCACAACUUUUUAUAUAAUAUGGUGAAAGUUACAAACACCGUCGCUGUUGGUGUCUUUCGUUUUUGGGUUAAACACGUGAGGUUCAGUCAUCUCAGUCUCCGUGUUUGUGUUUUACUAACAUUUAGUACUUCCAUGGGUUACUGUAUUUCAACUGUUGGACAGAUUGAUGUAGGAGAUGUAGGGGAGGGUUUUAUGUGUGUAUGAAUGUAUUUAUUUAUAUAGCUUAUUUGUUUUGUUUUCAAAAAUCAAAGUGAUUUAUUUUUAUUUUUAGGGUAUCUCACAAGAUUCUCAAACGACCAUCACCACCACGACCAUCACCCACAAACAUGCAAGCACCCAAACUGACCCCCCACUAAGGAAAACAGUUGGCACACAGCUUUCACUUGGAACACUAGCAGAACAUGUGAGAAGCAAAGCCACACAGACAGACACCUUUUUUAGGUGAAAUGCCACUAUUCUCAACACCAUUGAAGGGGAACGUGAGUGGUGUCCUGGGUCCAAGACCAGCAAAGAGACCACGCCUUGAGGAGGAUGAAGAGGAGGACACAUCAAUUGAUAUUCCUGAGCCUCAUGACUCCACAUACAAUCCAGAAGAUUCUGUGACUCACAGGUGUUACCCACAAAUGGAUACAGCGACACCAAGUACAUUGUUUAUGGAAGCUGCCUCUUUGAGCUUUUUGAGACCUGUCCUGUGUGCCAAAGAGUUUGUGAUGUCACCCCCCUAAGACGUGGAACUUUCUUGGCCAUAGACCAACUGUGCCCGCACUGCCAGUACUCCAGAAAAUGGAAGACCCAGCCUGUCUUUGGAAGCAACCCUGCAGGGAACUUGCAGUUGUCAGCUGCCAUAUAUUUUAGUGGUGCAUCUUUUAUUCAGAUUGAAAAGAUUUUCAAUGCGAUGCAUAUAGCGUUGUUUAAAUACGACACUUUUAGAAGACAUGCCCGGAUGUACCUGGAACCAACCAUUAUCCAUAAAUGGGGGACGGACCAGGAGACACUUCUGCAGCGUCUGAGCCAACAUGACAAGGCCAUAAUUGGAGGUGAUAUGAGGGCGGACUCACCAGGACACUCUGCAAAGUACGGAAGCUACAGUGUGAUGAACAUUCGGGAAAAAACGAUAAUUGAUAUUCAAUUGGUGCAGAGUAACGAAGUUGGUGGUAGCUACCAUAUGGAACUGGAGGGCCUGAAAAGGAACCUUGCAAUGCUGGCAGCACGUGGUAUCGAGUUGGACUACAUUGUCACUGACCGUCACCCACAAAUACAAAAAUAUCUCAAAGACAACAAUAUCAAACAGUUUUAUGAUAUCUGGCAUCUGGAAAAAGGCUUGUCAAAGAAACUGGACAAGAUUGCAAAAGAGAAAGACUGUCAAGAGGUGAGAAAAUGGCAGCGUAGUAUCAAGAACCACGUAUACUGGACUGCAACAUCCAAGAACCACGUAUACUGGACUGCAACAUCAUCCACCUCUGGACAGAGAAAGUGGCAAAGUGGAAGUCACUCUUCAACCACCUGCAAGACAUCCACACUCUCCAAAAUGUGAACAUCCAGAAAAAAGCAGCACAGACCCGAGCAAGUGGUUGCAGCCAGCUUCUAAACCACUUUACAAAUUGGAUAAAACAUUAGUGAACAAAAGGCUCCUGAAGGAUGUCGAGAAGUUGAGUCCCCAUCAUCAGACUUCUUCCUUGGAGGCAUUUCACAGUGUAAUCUUACGUUUUGCUCCAAAGAACGUUGUCUUUCCU
Molecule: messenger RNA, 2485 nt
Organism: Misgurnus anguillicaudatus (oriental weatherfish)
Lineage: Eukaryota; Metazoa; Chordata; Actinopteri; Cypriniformes; Cobitidae
Source: RefSeq, a predicted model, not a curated record